Molecule: messenger RNA, 849 nt
Organism: Purpureocillium lilacinum
Lineage: Eukaryota; Fungi; Ascomycota; Sordariomycetes; Hypocreales; Ophiocordycipitaceae
Biological process (GO): one-carbon metabolic process
Molecular function (GO): zinc ion binding; carbonate dehydratase activity
Source: RefSeq, a predicted model, not a curated record
AUGCAUUUCAAAGCAGUAGCAGGUCUGGUGCUCCUGACCUUUGCCAACCAGGCAAGCGCGUCGUGUGCCUAUGGCACAAUCUUGCAGCCCAGAGCAGAGGGCGGCACAGUCAAGGUGAACACAUUUGGAUAUGCAGGGGAAAAGGGUCCUGCGAGAUGGAUUAACUUGGACCCUACCAAGAACGCCCUCUGCACCUACGGCACGAAGCAGUCUCCCAUCGACAUGACCGCUGGGUCCUUCACCGUGGUCCCCGGCCGGAACCUGUCUCUCAGCAUCGCCGAUAGGGCACCGGGGACUGAGUUUGAGAACCUGGGCACCACGGUCGAGGUCGUCGCCAAGGGCGGCAACAUGACAUUCGGAAAUGUGCAAUACACGCUGCAGCAGUUCCACUUCCACCUGCCCAGCGAGCACCUGGACAACGGCACCAGCAUGGCCAUGGAGAUGCACAUGGUGUGGCAGGGUCCCGCCGGGCAGAUUGCCGUCAUUGGAUCCUUCAUUGACGUCAACGACGCCGCCGGAACCAAGAACACGGCCAUCCUCGAAGACGUUCUUGGAUCUGUUGAGAAGAUUGCCCGUCCCGGGACGAAGACCAAGACCGGGGCUCUGAAGAUGAGCGAGCUGGUCAAUGUUCUCUCCGCAGGCUCGUUCCAGACGUACGAGGGCUCACUCACCACGCCUCCGUGCAGCGAAGGCGUCCGGUGGCUCGUGUCGACGCAGAAGCUGGCCAUCCAGCUCAGCACAUUCAAGAAGGCCAGGUCCGUCAUUGGCUUCAACUCGCGAUUCUUGCAGAACAACGUCGGAACGAAGAAGCCUAAGCACAACUGCCUGGGUCUCGGAAUUUCCGUUUAG